Messenger RNA from Dibothriocephalus latus, 450 nucleotides. The record is from the annotation of a GenBank genome assembly. NCBI's taxonomy places the organism in Eukaryota, Metazoa, Platyhelminthes, Cestoda, Diphyllobothriidea, Diphyllobothriidae.
AUGACAUCAGAAGUAAAUGUGGAACAGCUAGAGAUAUCCAAAAAUCUUUUGCAAAUGAACUUUAUGCGACGCACCCUUCUGGCUAAAGAACGUGCUACGGGCGUUAGUGUGCAGGAACCAACACUUCAAUCUGUAGAAUGUGAAUUCUUCAUGCCUGACAGUGCGAUGAAGAGGCUUUCCGAAACAUUGGAUGCCCUCUCCAAAAGCCCUGUUGUUCGACACACGGCUGACUGUGGACGUCCCGCGAGUGUCUAUCUUCGAGCCAGCUACAAUGGCUUCAAUCCGCACCUCACAGCCCUCCUCAACAACGAUCCUUCCGCCGCCCCCAGCUCUCUGCCUACAAAACCGAAGGAAGAGGCUGCUUCCGGCAAACAGAAACAGCGCAAGUUGCUUGCCUCCUACAAGCGGCACUCCCAAGGUAUGUUUGUAUAUCUACAGCGCAUUUGCUAG